AGAAUUACGUUAGAGUCUGCGGUCGACCGCUUUUUGCGCUUCACUCCGAUCCCACCUUCGCAGGUUUGAUUUCUGCAAAAGAAAAGAAAACGGGUUUCUUAAAUAAAAUCUAGACUGGAAGUGGAACGGACACAUACAUUUGUAGCUGGGUGCCUGGAACAGGUUUACAGUUCUACUUUGAAGCAAACCAUAAAGAAUUUCAUUGUUCAAGAUGGAUCUGAGUGUAAUUUUGUUGACAGUACUCUCAUUAGGCAUGGGAAGUUAUGCUUUGAAAAUUACUGCACAGGAUUUCAGAGUGGGAGCCUUCAGUUUGAAAGUUUUUGGGCAGACAAAGAUAACAGAUCUAUCCAUUGUGGCUACAAUUGCCAGGGUCAUCAUGCGCUAUGACAUCAUCUUGCUACAAGGGAUCAUAGAUAGUGAGGGCACAGCAAUUGAUGAUCUUCUGAAAUUAGUUAAUAGUGUAGAAAGUGAUGAUCCAUAUUCAAUGAUUAUUAGUGAAGGCUUAGGUAGUUCUGAUACCAUGGAACAUUAUGCAUACUUGUACAGGAGUAGCAGAGCCAACUUGGUGAGAAGUUACAAAGACACAGGAGAUAGGUUUCAGAGAGAGCCAUAUAUUGCCAUAUUUGAAUCUCGUUACACAGCUGUGUCUCCAUUUGCCAUUGUUGGAAUCAAAACCACAUUGGAGGAAAUAAAUCUUCUGGCUGAUGUUGACAGUGAGCUGGAAGUCAAGAAUGUAAUCUUUGCUGGAGACUUCAACGCUAAUUGUGGCUAUGUAUCAAAUAAUCGAUGGAAAGAGGUGGAAUUACGUGAAAACCCGCGGUAUAAAUGGCUAAUAGAAGAUGAUGUGGAUACUACACCUUCUGAUACAGACUGUGCCUAUAGAUUUGUGAUAGCUGGUGCUGGUAUGGAAUCUUCUAUUCUCCCAUGUUCUGCUUCAAUCUUCAGAUUCGAUGUUGAAUAUAAUCUGACACAAGAACAGGUUGAGAUUGUUUGUGAUCACUAUCCUAUUGAGGUUUCUAUAUUACCAUCCCAGUUUAAGUAUAGUGAUCCUUCAUUGAACAUUGCAGCCUUCAAUAUUCAAAUCUUUGGAGUAACUAAAUCUGGUAAAGACAAUGUCAUGGAUAUUUUAGCUAAGAUUUUGAAUCGUUAUGACCUGAUCUUGAUCCAGGAGAUACGUGAUUCAAGGGCAAAUGAACCAGCAGUAAGAGAGCUUCAAGAUUUGGUCAACAGAAACAAUGAAGAUCCAUUCCAGUAUGUGAUCAGUGAGCGACUUGGAAGAUCAAGCAGUAAAGAGCAGUAUGCAUACUUUUACAGACCAAGUAAGCUGGAGCUCGUUACAAGUUAUGUGUUUGAAGAAACACAAGGAGAUGUAUUUCAGAGGGAGCCCUAUAUUGCUUACUUCAAAUCACCAACAACUUAUGUGAAGGAGUUUAUAAUAGGUGGUAUUCAUACAAAACCAGAUGAAGCAGUUGCAGAGAUAGACAACCUUGUUGAUGUUUACAGUGCCAUCCAAGAGAAGUAUGAAGUUGAGAAUGUCAUUUUUGCUGGAGAUUUCAAUGCUGACUGUUCGUAUGUGGCUAAGAAAAGAUGGUCUGAUAUUCGCCUGAAGAGUGAUUCUCGUUUCUGUUGGCUCAUAAACAAUGAUGUUGAUACUACAGUCAAGGGUACUGAUUGUGCUUAUGAUAGGUUUGUGAUAAGUGGCAAGGAGAUGAAGGAAGGAAUUGUACCCUAUUCAGCCAAAGUGUUCCGCUUUGAUCUGAUGUAUGAGCUCAAUCAAAGUGAGGCAGAACUUGUGAGUGAUCAUUAUCCAAUAGAGCUGCAGUUGCGAGCACUGACAGAUUCCUCUGGACUAGGACAUCAUCAGUACAUUGAAAGGAAACUUAUCGUGCUCCAGACAACAAUUAUCAUGGGCUUAUACCUUAUACAAGUUAGAUGAUAAGUGACAAGCAUUUUGCAUUAUCAAGUUAUGUUCAUAUGUCAUUGUUUACAGUACACCAAGUGUCUUUUGCAAGCAUUGUUCUCUUAUGGUUUUAUUUUUCUCGGUGUGCAUUUAUAUUUCCUUUUGAGCAAAGAUGAAAUCUGAAAUAGUUUUAAAAGUUGAAACAGUAAAGUUCUAAUAUAAGUGUUUAUUUAUGUUCUAAUUUGGCUGCAACACUUGAUAAUAAGAGUUGGCAAAAUUCUAACAUUAUUUGAAAGUUGAAAUAGAAAAUUAGAUUCAAUUUCAUUUUAUCGUCCACAGUGUGGAAAUUCAUUUGCUUACAUUUUUUUGUUUAUAUUCUUUGAUAAAAGUGUCUUUAUUUCUAUGUAGCAUUACCUCAGAGGAUGGUAUUAUCCCUUGUGUCAAUGAAAGGAUUGUGAUUUAAGCUCUAUAAAUUUUAUUUUGAGAACUUGUAAAUGCUCAUAAUAUAUAAAUAUGUCCAGUGUUGUGACUUCUGAUUUACACUUUAAUGCAAUCAAGUAUUGAUCCAAGGAAGUCCAUGAAUCCAAAUGUUUGUUUUCAAAAGUUAUCUCCAAAACAAUGGCUGAUUAUUUUUUGUUAAUAAUUCUGAAAAGCAAAUUAUGCAUUACUAAAUUACUGAAUUAUUUUUCAUGUAUAGUUUCUUAAUGCUUGGAAGCCAGGGAGAGUACAAAAAACCUGCUUUUGGCAAAAAGUAAACACCCUUAGCAGUCUAUCAUUCUAUGUAACUAUUAACCCCCUUUUUGUGUAGGAAUUUGCGAUGGCACAUGUAUAUGAUAUAUAAAUAAUGUGCUGAUUUGAAGCAAAUCUAAUAAAAUUGCAUAUGAAAUUGCAAAUAAUGUACUGAAUAUAAAAUCAAACUACCAAUUCAAUCAGAAUAUCAUCGUGAGUUUACGAUAGAGAUUUUGGUUUGUGAGGUUACAAACACCUUAAUUAUUCAAUGAUAACUUCAGAUGAGUAUAGAAAUUGAUAGUGUAUUGUACUAUAGUGAUAUAAAAGAAAGGAAUAAUAAUCAGUGUGUUUCUCUUUUCCUUUGAAAGCAUGACAAUGCUGCUCAUAACCAAUGUAUCAUGUUUGCUUUAAGCUAAGUGUAAAGAACUACUACCACAUGUGUAUAUAAUACCAAUUAAUUUUGAGAUUAAGAAGAAUAUUAAAGCAAGUAUGUUGUCAGUUAAAUCCUUGAUCUUGUUUAGUCACACACAAGAAAUAUGACAGGGAAAAAACUUUAAUAUUAAAUAAUAUCAUUCAGAUUAUCCAGUUAAAAACAGCAUAUCUUAAAAAGAAUCAUGUUUAAGAUUUUAUACAUCUGAUUUUUUUUUCAUAGCUUGGAUUCUCUUAUUGGUGAUGAAACCUGUUUAGAAGUACACAUUUAUAUAGAUCCACGACCAAGAAAGCAGUGUUCCAUUUUUUUUUUACUUGUACUACCUCAGGGAUGGAUUAAUGUUUCAUAGUUUUAUUUUCAUAGAUUUAAUUUUCUUCUUGCAAUUAUGAUGAUAAACCUUGCAAAUGCAACUCUUGGUUAUAUUUGUUUAAAUUUUGAAUGUAGUGUUUGUUGUAUUGUCUUUUAUUUUUAGUACUUCAUAAUUACCUUCUUAUUUACCUAUAAAAAACAUGAGUACUUACUGCAGUACUGUAAUCUACUGUUAAUAGGUAUUAGAAAAUGAAUCACAUACCUAACAUAUUUUGUAUUAUUGCUUUAAUAACCAAAAUUUAUGAGAAUUUAUCAAUAUGAAUUUAUUACAUUUUGUAUAUUGCAUUACCUCAUAGCAUUUCAAUCUUUUAUUUGUAUUAAUUUUGAAGAUGAAUCAUUGUGCUUGUGUAGUAAUGUUUAUUUGGUUGAAUUGGUCUAAUGCCAAUUCAUCUAAUUACCAAAUUGUCUACUAUAAUUUGGUCAAUCAAUUUGUCCACUAUCCACAUGAUAAUUGUUAUUUUGUCCACUCACCAUUUCAUCUAAUUACCAGUUGGUCCAAUAGCUCUUUUGUCCAUAAACCAUUUGGUCUAACUGGAAAAGUGUUAAUUGGGCUAAAUGAAUGGGGGAAAAAUGGGUAUUAGAUCAAGUGUUUAUUAGACGAAAUGGUAGUAGACGAACUGGUGAUUAGAGGAAGAGAUUUUUGGACCAGAUGAUUGUUUGCUAAACAAAAUUGGCAGUAGGCGAAUUGGCAAUUUAAUGUUUAUAUGUGUAUAUUUCACUCUUAUUCACUUACCUUUAAAAUUCUGAUUUGCAUCCGCAUUGCUAUCAAUCAUCUGAUAAUUGCAUUGGGGAACUUGAAAUUAGACACCAUUCGUAAUUUAUAUUGUUGCUUCAGAAAUGAAAGCUAAGGAAAAUUUGUUUUUCAUGAAUAUACCACAAUUUCAAUCAUUUAGAUAUGUAUAUUUCAACUUGAUUCAAGUACUAGUAGUUUUUAUUUUUAAAAAGUUUUGGGCUAUUUUGUCCUGAUUAUUGUGGAUCAUAUAUCUGCCAUCAUGAGUUUAAUUUUGAAAGCAGUAGAAUUAAAAGUUUCAUGUGACCACACAUCGUAGCAUUAGCAUCAACAUCAACUUUCAUCAACUUAUUCAUUCAAUUUAAGUUUUUAACAAUUGGUGAUGGAAUUUAUUCUCAUUAAUAUAAAAACUGUAGAAUUGUCAGCUUUGUUAGUGUAAGGUUUUUUCAUGUUUUUUUUUCAUUAGUCAUGAUAUGGGAUAUCAGAGGUGUAUUUAUUAUGAUAUAUAUGUUUAAUUGUUUUGUGUAUAAUAAUGUCUUUUUCUUCUUUCAAAUCUUCACAUAGUACAUACUCUUAUGGGAUGAUUUAGUGAUAAUUUGACUUUCAUAUUAUUUUGCACUGAUAACAAAAUAGCAUUGAUUUGCUUGUUGAACUGCAUACUAUAUAUUGUCUCACAACUUGAAAAAAAAAUAAAAUCAUAAUAGCCCUGAUAUCAUUAUCAGGCAUUUCAAUGUCCAGUGAUAUUUAUAGAAUGAAAAUAGCUCUAUAAUAAUGUUACCAUUCCAUAUCCAGUCUUACUCCUAACAUGUAGUGUUGAUAUGUAUACAUUGCUAUAUGUAAUUUUAUCACCUCUGAAAUAUUAUCCACUGUGUUUAUUUCUUUGAAAUAUUAUUUAUUAGAAAGAAAAAAUAUAAGAAGGCUACUGGUCUUUCAAAUAGCACGUUAUGCAAUGCAUCUAGAUGAAACAGAACUUAUCAAUGUCAGAUUCAUGUACAUGAAAUCUGGUAUAAAAAUAAAUAAUAAAUUUUCUUU
This is a messenger RNA of Lytechinus variegatus (green sea urchin), 5190 nucleotides long. RefSeq lists its product as uncharacterized. Gene Ontology annotation, molecular function: DNA nuclease activity. The record is from RefSeq and is a predicted model, not a curated record. Gene Ontology annotation, biological process: DNA catabolic process. The transcript is spliced from 17 exons. Gene Ontology annotation, cellular component: nucleus. Lineage: Eukaryota; Metazoa; Echinodermata; Echinoidea; Temnopleuroida; Toxopneustidae. The coding region runs from base 212 to 1936 and encodes 574 amino acids.